Molecule: messenger RNA, 5050 nt
Organism: Dermochelys coriacea (leatherback sea turtle)
Lineage: Eukaryota; Metazoa; Chordata; Testudines; Dermochelyidae
Product: sodium-dependent serotonin transporter-like
Exons: 13
Coding region: 89-1762 (557 amino acids)
Biological process (GO): serotonin uptake; sodium ion transmembrane transport
Cellular component (GO): membrane; neuron projection
Molecular function (GO): serotonin:sodium:chloride symporter activity; serotonin binding
Source: RefSeq, a predicted model, not a curated record
CUCUCCAGUUCAAGCGGAUAGCCUUCCCAGACAGGAUAUAAAAACAAACCCCAGUCACACUGCCAACCCUGUGUUUCUCACAACCCAAAUGGAUUCCCGGGACAAGUGGAGCAAAAAAAUGGAUUUUCUUUUAUCAGUGAUUGGAUUUGCUGUAGAUUUGGGCAACGUCUGGAGGUUCCCUUAUAUCUGUUAUCAGAACGGAGGGGGGGCCUUUCUCAUUCCUUACACUCUGAUGGCCAUCUUUGGAGGAGUACCUCUCUUCUACAUGGAGCUGGCCCUGGGACAGUUUCAUAGGACAGGAGCUAUCUCCAUCUGGAAACACAUCUGUCCCAUCUUUAAAGGCAUUGGCUUUGCUAUUUGCAUCAUCGCCCUAUAUGUCUCCUUCUACUACAACACCAUCAUUGCCUGGGCCUUGUAUUAUUUCUACUCCUCCUUCACUGGUACCCUGCCCUGGACAAGCUGUGACAAUCCCUGGAACACCCCCAACUGCACCAACUACUUUGGAAAGAGCAACGUGACUUGGACCACCUUCUCUAAGUCGCCAGCAGAAGAGUUUUAUACGAGAAAGGUCCUUGAGAUUCAGAAAUCCAGUGGCCUGUAUGACGUCGGCGGGAUCCGCUGGCAGCUUAUCCUUUGCCUUUUUCUCAUCUUCACGAUUGUUUACUUCAGCCUGUGGAAAGGAGUGAAAACCUCAGGGAAGGUGGUGUGGGUGACAGCUACGCUGCCUUACAUCGUCCUCCUCAUACUGCUGGUUCGGGGAGCUACCCUGCCAGGGGCUUGGAGAGGGAUCAUCUUCUAUCUCAGACCCGACUGGGAGAAGCUCAUGAGCACUGCUGUUUGGGUUGACGCUGCUGCCCAGAUCUUUUUCUCCUUGGGCCCAGGAUUUGGUGUUCUUCUUGCGCUUGCCAGUUACAACCAUUUCAACAACAACUGUUACCGAGACGCCAUUGUCACCAGCGCAGUGAACUGUCUGACCAGCUUCCUGUCAGGGUUUGUCAUUUUCACAGUGCUGGGCUACAUGGCUGAAAUGAGAGAUGUGGAGGUGGAAGAUGUAGCAAAAGAUAAAGGUCCAAGUCUCCUUUUUAUCGCCUACCCUGAGGCCAUUGCAAAUAUGGUGGGCUCUACCUUCUUUGCCAUCAUAUUCUUCCUCAUGAUGAUCACGCUGGGGUUGGACAGCACGUUUGGAGGCCUGGAAGCUGUGAUCACGGCGGUAAUGGACGAAUACCCUCACAUCCUAGCAAAGCGAAGGGAGCUGUUCGUAUUUAGCCUCAUCACCAUAUGCUUUCUGGGCUCUCUCACCACCCUUACGCACGGUGGAGCAUAUGUUGUCAAACUGCUGGAGGAGUUUGGUGCCGGCUGCUCAAUUCUGGCGGUGGUGUUACUGGAAGCAAUAGCUGUGUCAUGGUUUUAUGGAAUUCAGAGGUUCUGUAACGAUGUCAAAGCCAUGCUGGGCUUCACCCCAGGGAUAUUCUGGAAGGUCUGCUGGGUUGCCAUCAGCCCUGCCUUUUUAGCAUUUAUAAUAGUCAGCUCUCUGCUGGACCAGCCACCACUCAUGCUGUUUGACUAUCACUACCCCGAGUGGAGUAUCUCAGUGGGGUACCUCAUAGGAGCAUCGUCCUUCAUCUGUAUCCCUUUCUACAUGGUGUACAAGCUGGUCUGGACUCCUGGAUCCCUUAAACAGCGUCUAGCAGUGUGCAUUCGACCAGAGAAAGCCAUACGAGACCAGCACGCGGAUUCAGUAUGUAUGUCAUCAGUGCCAUAGUCCUAUGGUGCAUAAAAAGGGACAUUAGACUGCUGUUUGCCUUUACUGUUACUUACCAAACCAACUAAGGGACAGGGAAGAGAAAAGCUGCCAUCACUGUUUAAAUUGCUCCCCUGCUUCUCUCCCUAAGAGUUAUACUCACUGGCCAAAGCUCGCCACAAGGUGUGGAGAACACACCUAAUCCACUGUCUGUGAGCCAUGUCCUCCUUCCAUAGCAGCUGUACACAAACCAGCAUCUCAGUAAAAGACUGUACUGUCCAUGUCUUAAUAAUGGGCUCGAUCCAAUCUUCAAUGAAGGCAGUAAGUCCUUCUGCAACAAGAGCUGGAUUGGCCCUUAAAUGUCUGAAGUAUAAAUAAAAUUUUAUAGUCUGAGAGGAAGCCUGAUUGUUAUAGAAUCACAGAGACAUAGGACAGGACGGGACCUCAAGAGGUCAUCUAGUCACCUCCCCCCAUGCUAGUUUGGCAACCAUAUUUAUGAAGUGGGUUGUGCUCCCAACUUCCCUGUGACUGUAGCAUUGUUAAGCCCCGAAGUGGCGUCUUCUUCCAUAUCUGCACCGUCUGCUUAAAUGUUAGUUACACCAUUGCAGACAUGGUUCAGCUUGAGCCGAGGACACAACAGACCCAACAGAACUCCUGCCUUUGGAAGCACAAUUCCCAGUACCUGGUCUUCAGCCUUCUUUUCUCUGUUACAGCUCAUUUGAGCAUUCCACAAAGCAGAGCUGCUUGGAUUGCCAUGCCUGGAGUCCCUGUAGCCAUGGGGAAAACCACUAGUUGGAACUAUAUCUUGUGUUGUAUUUAAACCUAAAUCCACUUCCCUCCCAUCACUCUUCAGGAUUUUCCAAGCUGGGUUUCUUGUUAUCAAGGAGAUCUUGUUUAGAGAAAGGGUUUGCCCAUCCUCAUCAACAGCCCUUCCUCCUCCCUCAGCAACUGGGGUUCGGAUGGUACUUCAUUAACAUUGUGGCAUGACCUGGCUGCUAGAUCAGACAGGUACAGACAGUGGACUGAGGAGGAGGAACCUGUUCUUCACACACAUAUAGGGGAAAGAACAGCCAGCUGGGGAGAGUACAUAGAUGUGUGUACAUAGUCUUUUUUUUUUUUUUUUUCAAAUAUUCGGAGCCAAAUUUAACUGGCAAACAGUGUGGUAAGUUCUGUAUUAGAUAUAAAUUGGCCAGAUAAUAAUGGUAAGGCAUAGAGGAAUGUAACUUGCAUCAAAGCGUAGGUGGGUGUGCAAAACUAGAAGCAAAACUAGAGAAGCUGACAUGCUGAAAGGGCCCAGUAAUGUGGUGUAUAACAGGAGAAACAACUCAGAAGAAAACAUAAGAUAAGGCGAGGGCUUCACGGUGAUCGCAGUUACCCUUUGUACAUCCAGAGUAAUUCCACUGACUUCAGUCAAACUGCUCUAGUUUUACAGGAGGAUACCUAAGAUCACAAUCUGGCCCAAAAUGGUGCAUGCCAAAUCAGCACAAGUGACCCUCCUUUGCAACUGACAUGCAUUUGCUAGCCCCGAAACAGCAACCCCUGAAUGUGGCAGACAGACUUCCAUGGGAGGUGCACCUGGGUCUGGUAUCAAAGAGAAAAACAAAGCACAAGUAGCAAGUAUAACGCACUGCUGGGAGAGCAAAACAAGCUCUCCUCAUUGUUCACUUGUUUGAAAGUCAUGAUUCCAAAUUCAAAACCACUUGUGUUCCAGCUACCUGUGGGAUGAAUUCCUUAUUGCUAAUUCUGAUUCUGAGAUGAUACCCUAAUCCUUUGUGCCUCACAAAGAAGGGACACAUAGCUGUGAAUACUCUCUACAAGAGUAAGAUUGUUAUGGCUGACAUUACAAUUCAUGAAUCGUUUAGAAAUGCUUGCAGUCUCCUUGUUCCAACGUACUAAAUGUGGAGUGCAAAAGCCGCAUGAUUGCUUAUUUAACAUGUGAGUGAUGUGGAAAAUAAAUGUGACGCUGAGUGUUGUGACAUAAACCUAAUUACAGAUCUAGACUCUGAAAUUUUGUUUUCCUAAAAGUAAAAUGCAGUCAGAUGAUCUUAGAAUACCUUGCUGGGUUUUUUUUUUUUUAUUUUAAGUGUAUUAAUUGACUAGCUUCUACUGUGGAUCUAGAUUUGGAUCACCACUGGUCUGCGUGUGUUUCAUUGGGGAAACUGUGUGUAGAGGUAAAUUGAGCCAUCACAUAUCUAUAACCCUGGUUGCAGUUGCUGCUCUGCCUUAGCACUUAAACUGUAUUCUACCAAAAUAAAAGCCAGUUAGGGAAAUUCUAUUUAAAGGUGAACCACAAAGCUUUAGUUAGCUAACUAAACAUGCCAGGCAUAAUAACACCUAACAGCUAUGUAGUACGCUUUUCUCCAUAGAUCUCAAAUCACUUUACAAAGAGUCUCAGAAUCCCCAUUUUACAGAUGAGAUACCGAGAGGGGAAGCUACUUGCCUAGACAGAGCCAGGAACAGAUCCCAGAUCUCCUCAUUCCCUGUCUGGUGCCUUGCUGAGCCAAAGCUCAGCUAAGAUCAUUUCCUUUUUUUACUAACCUUCCAAGACCUGAGUUCAGGAUUCCACAUUUUAUCCUACGACUGACAACAUCCUAAAACAGCUCUCCCUACACUGCAAGAAGUAGCCGAGAGAGCACCAACUACAGCAGAAGAGACAGCAUCCCCAGCUUAGUGUAGUAUGUAAAGACCAGAAUGCUCUUUAACUAUUUUAUUUUUAAAAGUAAAUGUAAGAAAACCUAUCAAAACCAAAAACUUCAUGGUUAUCACUAUGUUGUCUUUUGGGAUUCCCUGAUACUCCACAACGACAGUGGGGACAGAAUUCAGAUCCUCCUGCUCCAAAUCAGGUCCCUAUAAUUUAGGCUAAAGGAGAAUCUCCAUUAGCUGUUAGCAGUAUAGGAUUUAUGACACUCAGUUGAGCAGUUCUGAAUCCAUCCAGUAAGACAGCAGUGGUACGCAUACACGCUACUCAGCUCAUUAAAUAAAUUGUACACAUUUUCCGCAUUAGUGAUCUGGAAACUUACACAGUUUCUUUAAAUCUUUUCAGUUCAUCUUUAAUGUAAUCUACCAAUUUUUUCAGCUUUUACAAAAGCUUUUUGUUAACAUUAAACACUUUCCAUCUCUUAUUUUUAUCAUUAGAGCUGUAGCACUAUAAUGAACUCUUACUUUUUGGCAUAUCUUCUACAUACACUAUUUUGUUAUCCCUGACAUACUUUUCAAUCUCCAAGGCUUGUUUGUAACCUACUUCCCUACCCCCAAUUGAAUUAAAAGCAUUCUGCCUUAUUUUCAUUUAGCUCAAGAAUGAAUACGUUU